AUGACUACCCGCUACUGGGACGAAGACACCUCUGGGGAGGUUCACCUCGUUCAUUCUUCUCAAGCUGGCGAUCGUUCUCGCUCUUCUGGCUAUGAUUCCGACUCAUCCGACGGCUCCAAUAACUCGAUGACCACUAUUGGUUCCGAUGAAGCAGGAGAUUACUUCCGUGAAAUUCAUGGUCGUCGUUUCCCCGUCGCGGACAAUCUUCCUCUGGCUCUCCCCGUGGACAAUGAGGAGCUCCUUCGCUUCGACCUUCGCCAUGCAAGUAUUAAACUGCUCAUGGGCGGAAACCAAUGGACUCCCAUCGUAGAGGCACUCGCCCCCGUUCGUGGUCGUCGGAGACGGGUACUUGACAUAUGCACCAGGUCUGGGACAUGGGUCAAAGAGCUUGCGUCUGAGCGACCUGAUGUGGACUUUGUGAGCGUGGAUAUCGCACCAGUUGCUCCGCACACUCCGAGCGCGAACAUAGAGUUUGAAGUGUACAACGUUUUGGAAGGAAUCCAUGCCCAGGAUGCAAGUUUCGACCUGGUGUAUUGUAGUUCUACUAUGACGACGUUCCGAGACUAUCGAGCCUUUCUUCCAGAAAUACGCCGUGUCCUUCGCCCAGGGGGGCUAUUCCUUUUCUGUGAGACCGAACUCGAAGUUUACGAUGCAUCCGAUCCGCAACUUGUUCGACCAGCCAACAAUGCUCCCGGGCUAACGCGUUUCGCCAGGCUCGCCCGUCGUGAACUGGAACGUCAGGGCGUUUCCGCUCGUGCGCCUACUCAAAUGUCCGCGUGGCUCGACGCAAAUAGUGGAUUUCAUCCACCGACGCACGAAAUGAGAGCGAUACCCAACGGAGCCUGGCAUCCGCACGCUCUCAUGCAUGACGUUGGCUUGAUGGCCGCGCGAGUUUGGAAAGCAACGACAUUUAGUCUCCGCCCGAUGCUACUCUCUUUCGGAACCUCGCUCCAAGAUUGCGAAGCUCUUACUCAAGCGGUGCUGCGGGACCUUCAAAACCCUGACAUUCAGACAAUCACCAAAUUUCACAUGGUGUGGGCACGCCGCAACUAA
This is a messenger RNA of Rhizoctonia solani, 1053 nucleotides long. RefSeq names its product methyltransferase domain protein. Bases 1 to 1053 code for a protein of 350 amino acids. Gene Ontology annotation, molecular function: methyltransferase activity. The transcript has 4 exons. Lineage: Eukaryota; Fungi; Basidiomycota; Agaricomycetes; Cantharellales; Ceratobasidiaceae. The record is from RefSeq and is a predicted model, not a curated record.